UCUCACGCUCCCACAUCCUGCUGGUUUAGGGAACGCUGAUGGCAGCUUCAAAGAGAGGAGACGGGAUUCCGCCUCCGGAAGCAUCGGUCUUGAGGGGGUCAGGGCCUGGUCCCCGGGAAUCCGCAGUCGGAAACAGGAAACUGCCCUAUCCCGAGGAGUAACUAGGACACCCUGCCUGAGGGGGGAAGCAAGGGUCCUUCAGGGAGCCGCUUCUGCAGGCGAGAUGAUGCCUCGGGCAGGAGCUCCGGUCCGGAGGGACUUGGAGGCCAACAGCUGGACCGACCACGGGGUCGGAAAUGGCUCCCACCCUCGACCCAGUACCUCCCCUACUGACUCGGCGCCCUGACCCUGUUUUUUGUUCUUGUUUCUUUUCCCAACAGAAGAUGGCUCAAGACAGGCCUUUACUUCCUGUGCAGGAGGCCUUGAAGAAGUGCUUCCCGGUCGUGGAGGAGCAGCACGGCCUGUGGCAGAGCACUCUGCGGGACUGCUCGCCCCUCCUGGCCUCGCUCAGCAACCUGGCAGAGCAGUUGCAGGCCGCACAAAGAGUGCGGUUUGAGGAUGUGCCGGCGCUUCGGGCCUUCCCCGACCUACAGGAGCGGCUGCGGCGCAAGCAGCUGGCGGCUGGGGACACUGUCCUGGACAAGCUAGGGGAGAAGCUACUCUUCCACAGAGCCACUCUCCUCAAGGUACGAGACACAGUCAGCAGCCACGUGGAGCAAGUGUUUCGGAUCUAUGAGCAGCAUGCAGACGUGGUCGGCCUUGAUGCUGUUCUGCAGCCCUCAGCUCUGAGCCCGUCUGUGGCUGACAUGUUGGAGUGGUUGCAAGAUAUUGAGAGACAUUACCGAACUUCGUACUUGAAGAGAAAGUAUCUCUUUUCUUCCAUCCAGUGGGGAGACUUGGCAGGCAUCCAAGCACUGCCUAAGGCCUGGGACCAGAUUUCAGAAGAUGAGCACCAAGAUCUUGUACAAGAUAUCCUACUGAGUGUUUCCUUCUUCCUGGAAGAGUAAGGAAACUUCGUGUUAUGUGAAGACCAGAAGCACCACAGUUGAAGAUGGACAUUGCUGCCCACUGUGAUAUUUCUAAAGAAGCAUCAGGAUAACAACCUGACCUAUUUGAAAUAUCAGUGCCUAGGACUGGAUCUUGGGAGGAUCAAGGGUAGAAGUCUCUGGGGCUUCUCAUGCCAGAUCAAGGUUCCAUUCAUGGUUCAUGGGCCAUUGCUGGCCCUUUCAGGGAAGCGGGUGGAGAUAGAGAGAAAGCAGGCAAGGCAGUACUGAUAAACCUGCCAGUCUACAUUAUAAGGCCCAAAGUGGUAGGGAGGGAAAGGACAGGAGAUAAAGGGCAGAAGUCACCCCUGGCAUUAUCUGAAUCACCAGUCUGAUUGACGUCAGGUCCUGGAAAGGUGUCUGUACCUGACACCUUGAAGAUUGAGAAAGAGGUUUUGAUGAUUUAAAGAAAUAAGGAUAUGUUUGUGGUGGGGUGCAAUUCAGUAGUAGAGCUUGUGUUUGGCAUGUAUGAACCCCUGGUUCAAUCCCUGGCACCAAAAAAGAAAAGGGUGACAGGUUGCAGAAGUUCCUUAUCAAGCCAAUUUCCAUUUCCAAAACCUGCCACCAGGGGGAGGUGGUGCAGUACGAGUUGUCUGGAAGCUUUUGUGGAGAGCAGGUCCCCCUUGCUCAUACUCUGAGAGAACAGUAACUAGGGAAAUGAUACUCCCAAAAUGGCAGGGUGUUUUUGGCCACAGCUGGCAUGGCACUUGCGUUUACGUUUGGAGUAGCUGCACGGGUAGGGAAAGCCAGCACAGGGCAGGUGACCGGGCUGCGGGUCUGAAGCCCCUGGCCUUCAUCUGUGCCCAAGUCUCAGGCUGAUGGAAAAGAACUUAGUAAGGAGUAGAGGUGUUUUUCAAAAUGAAAAUGACUGUUUUUUCUUAUUCUGCUUUUUUAAAAAAAUUGUAAGAUAGCUAGGAAAAAUUUAACAGGUAUAAAGGUAUAAAUAUAUCAACUCUACCAGGGACAUUUUGAUAUAUUUUCUUUUAGGGGCCACUUAUAAAUUUUUUUUAAUUUAUAAUAAUUUAUAAUUUAUAAUUUAAAUUUUAUAAAUUUAAAU
This is a messenger RNA of Sciurus carolinensis (gray squirrel), 2100 nucleotides long. RefSeq names its product chromosome 1 C1orf109 homolog (gene Airim). Gene Ontology annotation, cellular component: cytoplasm; nucleus. Lineage: Eukaryota; Metazoa; Chordata; Mammalia; Rodentia; Sciuridae. Bases 297 to 1007 code for a protein of 236 amino acids. The record is from RefSeq and is a predicted model, not a curated record. The transcript has 4 exons.